GGGGGGCCGCGGCCCACGCAGAGGAGCGGGUGUCUCCCGCGGCGGGGCGCGGGCCGGCGGCGGCAGCGCCUGAGGGAGAAGAGGCGGCUCCGGGAGGCGCGGCCUGAGGCGCUGGGCCCAGGGCUCCCGCUCGCUCCGGAGAAGGGACGGGCGACGCCGAGCCCGCACCGGGCGACCGUUCAUUUUUUCCUCCUUCCCCUGAGCGCUGGGCGACGUCCCCAGGGCCGGGCCCGAACCAGUGGGGAAAAUGUCCAGGCCUGUCAGGAACAGGAAGGUGGUCGAUUACUCUCAGUUUCAGGAAUCAGAUGAUGCUGAUGAAGAUUAUGGAAGAGAUUCAGGUCCCCCCUCCAAGAAAAUCCGCUCAUCUCCCCGAGAGGCUAAAAAUAAGAGGCGAUCUGGGAAGAAUUCUCAGGAGGACAGUGAGGAUUCAGAAGAAAAAGAUGUGAAGACUAAGAAAGAUGAUUCACACUCAGCAGAUGAGGAUUUUGGCAGUGAAGACGAUGACUUAGGAGCAGAUGAUGGCAAAGCUGACAGUGACUAUGAGAGCUCUCAAAAAAGCAAAAAAGGAAAAAAGGCUAAACCAGAAAAGAACAAGAGAGCAGCUUCCAAAUCCAGGAAAAGGCCUGCAGAGGACAGCGAGGAUGAGAAAGAAGACCAUAAAAACGUGCGCCAGCAACGACAGGCAGCAUCCAAAGCAGCCUCUAAGCAACGAGAGAUGCUCAUGGAUGAUGUGGGUAGUGAGGAGGAAGAACAAGAGGAUGAUGAGGCACAAUUCCAGGAGAAUUCGGGAAGCGAUGAAGACUUCCUCAUGGAAGAUGAUGAUGACAGUGACUAUGGCAGUUCAAAAAAGAAAAACAAAAAAGUCUCUAAGAAAUCCAAGCCAGAGAGGAAAGAAAAGAAAAUGCCCAAGCCCAGGCUAAAGGCUACAGUGACCCCCAGCCCAGUGAAAGGCAAAGGGAAGGCAGGUCGCCCCACAGCUUCUAAGGCAACAAAAGAAAAAACCCCAUCCCCCAAAGAAGAGGAUGAAGAGCCUGAAAGUCCACCAGAAAAGAAAAAAUCCACCAGCCCUCCUCCAGAGAAGUCAGGAGAUGAGGGAUCUGAAGAUGAAGCUCCCUCUGGUGAAGAUUAAAGGGCAGUUGAGGAGGAAAAAAAAAAAUCUUUGGUUAGAAAAGAAAAAAAAAAAAAGGAGAAAAAAAAAAAGGAAAAAAAAAACAGGAAAAGAAAACCUACAUAGGGGUAGAACACGGUUUGGGCUGUGGCUUGACUCAUGGGCUUUGAAUGCUGUCUUUACUUUCAGCUGUUUAAUACAGUGUAUCCUUUUUUUAAUAAGAGGAAACCCUUCUAGGGUCAGAUUUUGAAGUCGAUGUUCUCUGUUGGCCAUUCCGUUCUCCCUCCCUCCUCCAAACCUGAAAGCCAUUUCAGACAAAUUGAGCAGACCAUUGAAAUACCUUUCUUUUUUCUUCUUCUUCUUCUUUUUUUUUUUCCUGGUGUGUGUUUUAUUUUUAAGGGAGAUUGCAGUUGUGAAGCAAUAAGGUUUGAGACUGAUUAUGUGGAAACCGUACUUAACAAGCUGUAAGUAGAAUAGAUUUCCCAGUGCUGGUAAGAGCUCCUUAAAGCUGUUAUACUGGAUUGGAAUAUGUGGGGAACAAAAUGAAGCUCUGCUUUAAGAGACUUUUGGUGAAAAAAGGUCACUCAAACAAAGCAGUUGAGGUGAAUUCCAAUAGAGUGGGAGGAACCUUGUGUUUCUUGGACUCAGGCACGUUUUUAAUGGAAGGCAAUCAAGAGACUUGUAGCAGAUCCACUGUCUUAUUUAGACUGCAAUUAGGGUGCAGAUAUUCUGUCUUUGAUCUGCAGUUUGCCUAUCUGGUGUCCAUCCUAUACAAAUCCAACCCACAGGCUUCUUGCAUCCGUUCACUCUCCUUUAUUUCAUCCAAGGUUAGGCAGAACAGGGGAAAGAAAUUGAAAAACAAUCUUUUAAAACUCUGUUUUCAAACUGUUUCUUCCAAGGUUGGCUACAGAUGGGCAGAACAGGGAAGAGAAGCUGAAAGCAAUUUCAGUUUUAAACACUGGUUUCCAUUUGAUCUUGUGGAGAAAAUGCCUUUAAACUUGUUUGGGUUAUUUUAAGGGGCAACACCCCAAUCUAAUGGGAAUGUAAACCUCAGUCCUUCAGCUUUUGGGGCAAGGGAUGUCCAUUUAUCAUUGUGAAGCAAAAGACUGCUGGAAUGUUCUGGUUUGCUGGAAUGUUCUGGUUAGUCUCAGAUCCCAUGAGUUACGUGUAAGUGUUUCUCUUCUCUCCCUUCACCUGUGCCCAAAGGCUCUGUAGUCAAACCUCUCAGCCUCUCCACCUGUGCCCAAAGACUCUGUAGUCAAACUUCUUAGCCUUUUCAGCUGCAGUUUUGGACAGCAGACUUCCAUGGGUAGUGAACAUAAUCACACUACCAUUUUCAUUCUUUCAUCCUUCCAUCCCACAGCCUUGGGAGGCUUUGCUCCCACAUUGACACUUCUGACUCUUGUUGGUCAUCACUCUGCUCCCUGAGACUAAAAAAUGCUGAUCAGAGAAGAGUGAUAAAGGGUGAAAGUAGGAGAAAGUGUAUUUUGGAAGCAGUAUAGCAGGGCUAUCAGAAAAGCAGGAUCUCCCUCCAAAGACAAACCACUUAAGCAGCCUGUGGUGACAUUUCAAUGUUGGAGGUUUUUAUUAGUGAAAGCAGCCAUAUCCUUUUUAAAUUUCAAUUAAAAUCCACCAGCCUUGGUUUUCAAACCCUAAACCAGAGCCUGCUGCCAUCUUUGGUGGUAGAAAGACUGUAAACUGGACCUGCCAUUUUUCUCUCUCUUCUGAUUCUGAAACCCUUUGUGCUUUCUGUAUGUCAUUCACAGUUAACUUAGAGCUGGCAAACUUCACAUCUCUUUUUCCCUCUUUGGCACAGAACUACAUGUUUUGUAACCAUCCUCUUGAAGGUAACAUAAGGCAGCUAAUUAGUUGGGAUUUUUAGUACACAUGCUACCAGAUUUUUAAUCCUAUUUGGAUUUUUAAAGAGCUUUUUAGAUGUGAUACACUAAAAUAUAACCAGGAAGGACUCUUGGCUGAGUGACAUAGGGAGGCUGAAGAUGCUGAACGCAGCAUGGAGCUUAAAAUGUGGAAUGGGAUAUUAAUAUGAACAGCCAAGUUGAUUGUCUUGUUGUGAUUCAUAGCCAUGGGUUUUUAUUGAGGCUGGUAAAUUACUUUUACCUUGGCUUAUAAAAAGAAGUUUUCCCAACAUUCUUUACUAUCAUGAAGCUCCUGUUGCAGUUGCAAUAAAGAUGAUCAGUGUUUCCAUUGUGAAUCUAAUUUCUUUAAUGGUUAUUAUUUUAAUGUGCUUUCAUUUUGCACAGCAGCUUAAAACUGGAGUCCUAACAUAAGCAGUGGAUGUAAUCCCCCUCUUCUCCACUUGCCAUGUUUUUAGGAGUGCAAAGGCUCUUGCAUUUCAUCCCCCUCCUUAGUCCAGUUUUUCUUGGAUCAGAGGGAAAAAGAAAUGGUCAUGUUUGGAAAAAAAAGCCCAACAUGUAGCUGAAACAUGGGGAUAGCACACACCUGUGAGUGUCUGGUGCAGAGUUCUCCUUCUGGCCAGACUGUUUCAAGCUAUUCUUGCUCUUAGCUUCUUCUCUGUUGGGUUUUUUUGGGUAUUAAAAUGUACGAGGAUUACUUAAACAUAGAAACAGCAGUUUCUUUAGCCACUUGGCCUAAUUUUCUGAAGAGUUUAUAAGUUCCACUUAAGCUGUAUUUUGGUGUUUGUUUUUCCUAGCUCAGUUAACUAAAAGCUGUGAGAACAGCAUUUCUGUUAUCUUCAGUUCAGGUUUUACACUGGGAUUAUUUUUCACCUGACAAUUUUAGCCCUUUUCUCUUCCAAAACUCUUCUGCUCUCUCAUACAUUCAUCUCUCGUGGCUAUUCCAGGCUUUUUGUGAUGCUUCUCUUGGAGUUUGUCACAACCCAAACACUAUGGAAAUCCUCUGCUUGUGGGACUUGGUGACUCCUAGGUUUUCCUGGUUUGCUGAUCUGUGCAAACACUAAGCCCUAACAGUCUCUUGGUUACUCUGUUAGAAACACAGCAGUUGACAUCUCAAUGGGUAGAGGAUUAAAACAAAGGAGAAAGCUAAUACUUUUUUAGUAGGUGAUAUUCUUCAGUAGUGGCAGACUUAACCAUUUUUAAACGUCCUUUUUAAUUCCUCUGAAGCUUUCCUUGAGGGAAAGCUGUAAAAAUGCCUUUCUUGAGGAGCAUGAACAGUUCUUCAUGGAGCAGAAAGCUUCAUUCACAGGAGGCAUUUAAAAGAUCAGCUUCUAUUCCACAGCUGUAGCUUUUGGAGCCUUUGCAGAGAGGUAAAAUGGAUUUAUUCCCAAAUCCAGCCAAUCUAAUGCCCAGCCCUAACCUUAGUCCUGAAAUGCUAGUUCAGAACUGACUUCAUUCUCUCUCUUGUCUCUCAGUCCCCACCACUGCAGUUAGUUUUGCAGUUACAUGCCAAUAGUUCUGCCUUGAACUGAACACAGGGCUUGAGGAGUGAAAAAAGAGUAGGCAAUUCCAGUUGGAAAUUCAUGCUGCAGUUGACUUGCUUCAGUUUGUUUAAAUUGGAGAAAAGGCAAUUCCAAUUGCAACUCCAUGGUGAAGUUGAUGUGCUUCAGUUUGUGUUUGAAUGAAUAAGAAUAGGCAAUUCCAAUUUGAGUUCCAUGGUGAAGUUGAUGUGCUUCAGUUUCUGUUUGAAUUGGGAAAAAAGGGGCAAUUCCAAUUGCAAUUCCAUGCUGAAGUUGAUUUGCUUCAGUUUGUGUUUGGAAAAAAAAGGCAAUUCCAGUUGGAAUUCCAUGCUGAGGUUGAUUUGCUUCAGUUUCUGUUUGAAUUGGAAAAAAAGGCAAUUCCAGUUGGAAUUUCAUGCUGCAGUUGACUUGCUUCAGUUUCUGUUUGAAUUGGGGGAAAAAAAGGGCAAUUCCAAUUGCAAUUCCAUGCUGAAGUUGAUUUGCUUCACUUUGUGUUUGAAUGACUAGGAAUGGCAGUUCCAAUUGGAAUUCCAUGCUGAAGUUGAUUUGCUUCAGUUUAUAUUUGAAUGGGGGGGGGGGGGGAAGGGCAAUUCCAGUUGGAAUUUCACACUGAAGUUGAUUUGCUUCAGUUUGUGUUUGAUCAGCAUGAGAGCACCAACAGCCCCAAGCUCGGUGGGUUUCAGAACGCAGCGUGGGUGAGAGCAAGGCUUAGAAAUGAGGCAGCUGAGAUGCUUUGGAUUUCCUUGGCUAAUCCAAGCAGCAAAACGUGGGGAGAGAAGCAGCAACACAUCUUUGAGUGACUUCUGCUAGGAACCCCUCACCAGCACCAGGUAAUGGUUGGGAGCCUGCUCAACUCCCUUGCCACCAUACAGCUGUAGCCACAGGGGAUGGACUCAGCAGUGGCAGAAGAUGCACUUGAAUUCCUUUUUUUUUUUUUUUCCUUUUUGAUAUUUUCCCUUUUUCCUUUCUUCUUUUUUUUUAACCCUCCACUGGUGAUGGUCACAAAGGUACAAUUAGACACUGAGGCACCCAGGUUAAAAGGAGGGAAGUGGAAGUAAAACUGUAACAUGCUGGAAGCUUGGUUUGUUUGGUUUUUUUUGAGCUGUAGAAACUGGUGCUUUGCUUUCUGUAAUUUGUUUGUGAAGUGUUUAUUUUUAUAAUGGAUCAUAUUGUUGAACACAUGGUUCUGGAGGGGAGGGAGGGAGGGAGGGGAAGGGGAAGAGAAAAAAAAACACAAACCAAAACCAAACCCCAACCAACAAAAGUGAUCCAUGAGGUUAAUAUUUGAGAGGUUCAUCUGUUGGGGGAAGGCAGGGUAUGAGAAAUGGUGAGCAGAUGGAUAUUUAAAAGGGACACUGUCACAAAAUAGUUGCUGGUGGAUAGGAUAGGUUAGGUUUGGGGUGGGUGUGGGUUGGGGGGGAGGGGGAAGUGGGGUAGGGGGGGGUGUCACAUCUAUAUGUGGAAAUUAUAUAUUCUAUAUGUAUAUGAUCAAAUAGAACUUUUGUUUGUUUGUUUUUCCCUAAACUUUGACUAUUUUCCUACAGUUUUGGGAGGUUUAAAUACAAGUCCUGCAAAACUUAACUCCUCUUGUUCUUAACUGUCCAAGAUGACUUUGGGUUUGAAGUACUCUUGAGGAACAUCCGCAGUGUCCUUGGGACACUUCCCCAAACCCUUAAGUGUAUCCUCACGUUUUAGACUUCCCACUUCAGUAGAGGACUGGCAUUUGAAUGUCUUUUCAUGAAAUUCUUUAUAUUAAAAACAAAAAAAACCCCUAACCACAAAACAUUUCUGAAGUCUAGUCCAGUUCUGGCCAUGUGCUGACUCUUGUGUAUCAACCACUAUUGGAAGUGACUCUUUAGACUCUGCCCCUUCAGCCGCGUGAAUCGAGUGGGUCCAUCGGUCUGAGCAUGCUCAGUGUGACUGCAAAACCACCAUUGUGCAUAUGCUUUGUAUAUUGGGGGCAAGGGUUUUUUUAUAUAUAUAUUUUGGGGGGGGUGGGGGGAAAGUGGGUGGGAUGGAGAAAUCCUCAAUCAGCUUAAGCCAGGAUAACUGUGUGUAAAAGCCCCUCUGAAGUAUUUUGUCGUGUGAGUGCGCGGGUGCGAGCGGGCGCAUGGGGAGCGUCUGACCUCUUUUCUUCCCUUUUGUGUUCUGAAGAUUUGUGAAGUUUUAACUCCUUUUCCUCCCUCCUCCCCUUGCAGAAGCAAAUUGUUACAAAAACUGAAAAAAAAAAAAGAAAUUGUAAAUAAGAGCUACAUAGUUUUUUUUUUGUUUGAACCACGAACAUGUCACAGCAAACCCUGAGUUAAUCACUUGGAAAAGGUAAAGGAGGAGACUCCAGGUUGGCAGUUGGGAGGCACUGCUCUGUGGUAUGCAGUGAGUAUUUGUCUUGAGUAUUUGCAAUCCCCCUGGUGAGCUUUUUCUUCCAGCAGCUCUCUUUGCAGUUCCCCUCCCCCACCCCCUUAUCCCUUGAAGUUUUUUUUAUAACCUUUUAAGAGCAGGCAGAAAAAAGAAGCAGCUGCAAACAGCAUUUGGUUCUUGGGGGUUGGGGUGUGCAUGGGCACCACCACAGCCAGGGGGACGUUGGCAAGUCAUGCCAUACCUUGACAGUAGUGUGGUACUAGGAGAGUUGAGGCUGAAUGUAACAUGAAUGCUUUAUUUAAAAUGGAAAACAAGGAAAAAAACCCAACCAGAAAAACAAUUUGGGAGGUUUUCUUUUGGGUUUAAUCCUUCUUUUAAAGGGGUUGAAGUGACCAUGAGUGUCGACCACGUUUGUGGAUUUCUAGAUGCAGCCAUUUCAGCGGUAGAGUUGUGUGAUGGUCUUUUUUUUUUGUGCUACUUCUUUUUGACCUGUUCCAGUCUAUGUACCUGCAAAGAAAAGAAAAGAUUAAAAUGAUGAUAAUAAAAAUAACAAAAAAAAAAUUAAUCAUAAUCCCACCCAAACCCCCUGCUUUGCUUUUAUUGAAAGAGUUCCCAGGACUGAAUACCUGCUCCUGAGCUCUGUUUUUUGUGUAUCCUUUGCUUGUAUUUUGUAUUAAAAAGAAACCACAAGGAAAACAACAACAAAAAAUAAACCCUUUAUUGUUCAGCAUGUUGGAAUUGUGUCCCCCCCCACACCCCACACCCUCUUUUGGUUGUUUGGUUUUUUUUUUUCCCUCCUUUUUUGGAAUAUAUUAAGCAACUCAUUCUUCUGUAUCUUUUCUUUUCUUUUGUAAACUUUUUGGUUUUGUUUAAAAAUGGCUUUAUAAAAAGGGCUUUUAUAACCCAUGA
Messenger RNA from Pogoniulus pusillus (Red-fronted tinkerbird), 7769 nucleotides. RefSeq names its product nuclear casein kinase and cyclin dependent kinase substrate 1 (gene NUCKS1). Gene Ontology annotation, biological process: double-strand break repair via homologous recombination; interstrand cross-link repair. The coding region runs from base 248 to 1129 and encodes 293 amino acids. Gene Ontology annotation, molecular function: double-stranded DNA binding; single-stranded DNA binding. NCBI's taxonomy places the organism in Eukaryota, Metazoa, Chordata, Aves, Piciformes, Lybiidae. The transcript is spliced from 8 exons. The record is from RefSeq and is a predicted model, not a curated record. Gene Ontology annotation, cellular component: cytoplasm.